Messenger RNA from Ananas comosus (pineapple), 1937 nucleotides. Its product is annotated as serine--tRNA ligase, chloroplastic/mitochondrial. Gene Ontology annotation, cellular component: mitochondrion. Gene Ontology annotation, biological process: mitochondrial seryl-tRNA aminoacylation. Bases 91 to 1662 code for a protein of 523 amino acids. Gene Ontology annotation, molecular function: ATP binding; serine-tRNA ligase activity; tRNA binding. The transcript has 10 exons. The record is from RefSeq and is a predicted model, not a curated record. NCBI's taxonomy places the organism in Eukaryota, Viridiplantae, Streptophyta, Magnoliopsida, Poales, Bromeliaceae.
UCUCUCCUCCUCCUCCUCCACCCUCCUCUCUCCUCCUCCUCCUCCACCACCACCUCCGCCGCCGCUUCUUCCCCUCUCUCUCCCUCUCCAAUGUCGAUGAUACCACCCCGUUGUUUGGGAGGCGCCGCCGCAUCGCUCGCCCCCUCCAUCUUCUUCCUCCGCCCCUCACCUCUCUCCUCCACCCUCAAAACCCUAACCCUAACCCUAGCCCUCCCCCUCUUCCAUCACGGCCACCGCUGCUUUCUCCGUAGGCCCUUCUCGAUCUCCGCCCAGCCCACGGCCGCCCUCGCGGCGCAAGAAGAGCAGAAGGUUACGGCCGCUAAGCCGCAAUGGAGAGCUGCGAUAGAUUUCAAAUGGAUUAGGGAUAACAAGGAUGCAGUCGCAGCCAAUAUCAAGAAUAGGAACUCCACUGCUAACCUAGAACUUGUGCUCGAACUCUAUGAGAAGUUCCUUAACGUCCAAAAGGAGGUUGAACGGCUCCGAGCUGAGAGAAACAUCGUUGCAAAUAAGAUGAAAGGGAAACUAGAGCCAUCUAUACGCCAAGCUCUUGUAGAAGAAGGAAAAAGCUUAAAAGAAGGGCUCGUUGCCCUAGAGGAAGACCUUGUUCAACUAACUGAUAAGCUUCAACAGGAAGCUCAGUGUAUACCUAAUUCAAUGCAUCCAGACGUUCCUAUAGGGGGCGAGGAGAGUUCUGUAGUGAGAAAGACGAUAGGUAGUCCAAAGGAGUUUAAUUUUGAGGUCAAAGAUCAUCUUCGCCUGGGGAAGGAACUUGAUUUAUUUGAUUUUGAUGCAGCAGCUGAGGUCAGUGGUUCGAAGUUUUAUUAUUUAAAGAAUGAAGCUGUUUUGUUAGAAAUGGCCCUUAUUAAUUGGGCAAUUGCGGACGUCUCAAAAAGGGGUUUUACACCUCUUAUAACUCCAGAGAUUGUGAGAUCAUCUGUAGUUGAAAAGUGUGGCUUUCAACCCCGAGGCCAAAACACUCAGGUUUAUUCAAUUGAAGAUAGUGACCAAUGCCUUAUUGGAACUGCAGAGAUCCCUGUUGGAGGCAUCCAUAUGGAUUCGAUUCUUCCGGAAUCCUCUUUACCUCUAAAAUAUGUAGCUUAUUCUCACUGUUUUCGCACUGAAGCUGGUGCGGCUGGCACAGCCACUAGGGGCCUCUAUCGAGUUCAUCAAUUUAGUAAGGUCGAGAUGUUCGUCUUCUGCCGGCCAGAGGACAGCAACAUGUACCAUGAAGAACUUAUUUCUAUUGAAGAAGAUCUUUUCUCGUCUCUCGGUCUUCAUUUCAAGGUUUUGGAUAUGGCAUCAGGUGAUUUGGGCGCGCCGGCAUAUAGGAAGUUUGAUGUGGAAGCAUGGAUGCCGGGCCUAGGCCGCUAUGGGGAGAUCUCAAGCGCGUCCAACUGCACUGAUUAUCAAAGCAGGAGAUUGGGAAUCCGAUAUCGCCCAUCUGUUAUGGAUCUCUCGACAACAAAGGCCAAAAAGGGAAAAGGGAGCAGCUCGGCCCCCAUGCAGUUUGUUCACACUUUAAAUGCCACCGCCUGCGCCGUUCCACGCAUGAUAGUAUGCCUUUUGGAGAAUUUCCAGCAAGAGGAUGGAUCUGUAAUAAUUCCCGAGCCACUUCGGCCUUAUAUGGGUGGUCUUCAACUCAUCUCUCCGAAGCACAUGUGAUUCUCCGAUCUUAUGGCAGUUUGUUCCUAAAUUUUCAUCUCCCCCGCUCCGCCCUGUUUUUAUUUAUAGAGAUUUUUGUUGAUGUUAAGCACUAAUAUGAAAGUUGAUUCUUUCUAACACGCAUAAAGUAAAGGGGUUAUUUAUUGGUUUUGUUUCCUUCGUUUUUUUCAAUUCAGUGGAAGAUGGUUAUUUGAGUAUAUAGGUAAGAGGGGAAGAAAAGCCAUUUAAGUGCAUUACUGCAACUGGGAAUAUUUAAAAGUUAUGCUGUUGAUUUC